CCGUUUUAACCAAGCCGAGUCUGCGCAAUACCAACGGUCCAUCGGUGUAUGCCGCCUGAGCCGAGGUUCGCUGUCGGUGUUCGUCGUGCUUAAAUUUAGUUGAGUAUCGGUACCCGCAACAGGCUACGGCACGCGGACGCUGCGUAGAUCGAAACGAGUCCGAGUGGUCCCCCACCCCCACCGCAGUCCGUGUGUCUCCAUUUGUGCUUGCUUGCCAUCCUACGACCAGAAAACAGAAUGCAAUUAACGACAGCAAGGGAAUAGAGAGAGAGAGAAAGAUAAAAUCCGCGAAAGAAAUCCGACGAGAGCUGAGUAGCUGGCUGUGCCCGAUCGAUCAUCCUGCAGCACAGCAAUCCCGUGUGAUCCCGAGUGGCCGAUUGAAUUUCCGUGCGUUGCAGCGUUAAAGGAUACUUGCGAUCAUCUCGGGUUGCACACACACAUCCCGUUCGAAGCAUAUCGCUCAGUUUAGUGUUAAGUUCAUAGGAUCGGAGGAGACAUAUUCCAUUAUUGGAUCGGUGGAUCUGGUGGAAGCGACGUUUCUUUCGGUGUCCCCCACAGUGCGAAAAAGUGCGGGUUAGCUUAGUUUAUUUUUGCCCGCAUUAUGACUCGUUCUGUUGCCGAGCGGAAAGAAAAUUCAACCGAAAAUAUAGUGUGUUCCACUGGCGGGGCAUGGUCGUGUAAGCAGCAAGUGAAUUCUUUCGAAGAUCGCACCGUAGUAGAAUAAGUGCAGCCCAAACAGGGGUGAAAAGCGUGCGCGUGUGUGUGUGUGUGUCGAAAUUGAAAUGCGUGCCCGUAAUUCUGCUGCUACGUUAUUAUCGUCGUGCUGCUGUGCCGUGUAAGCCUGCCGCAGACAACCCCAGUGCGAGUGAGAGAAAAGCUGGAGCUAUAUUUAUAGAGCAUUGAACUACAUUGAAUGAGACGUCACCAUGUCGCACCUAUUCCCAAGUGCCAAGGGUGAUCAGCUAUGUCCGCUUGGAUUCCAUCCGCAAGUACGCUGGCCCACGCGAUGCAAGCGCUGUUUUCGAGACUACAAAGAGCACGGAAACAAACGGAAUGGAGAUGAUAUAGCAGCUUCAACGCCGGUUUUGCCAGGCUCAACCCAAUCACGCAAUCGUGACAGUGGCAGCAGCACCACACUGGACAAACCGGUCCGAAGCUGGACAUCAACACAGAAUCUGCUUAGCCCUAGCAGUGGCAAUGGUGGAAGCACUCAGAACUUUCAGCAACGUCCAGCUUCGUGGGCCUCGACGCCGGAUCUGGACAAUAUUCUGCAGGCAGUUAAGGCCGAUUUUACGGUCAACUUGCCGCUCCCUAGACGACGGCAUACGACAACAUUCGACAAUGUUAGUAAUCUAGACGAGGUUAACUCGACAACGGUAACCAUCAAAAGGCCACCAUUGCCGCCGAUUCUGAAGGUGGACACUGUCAAAAAGGAGGACAAGCCCGAGCUACAGAAGCGUGAAGACAGUGUGGCGGACAUUGUGAUCGAGAAAGGCGACUCGCUGGCGGAGCGUGUACGUAAGUUAAAUCUGAUAAAGCGGCAAGGUAGCGCCGAACGGGAAACGAGUAAAGAGCGAACAGUUUCUCCGAAGCAGGAAAAAGAUGAACCACCAGUGGUAACAGCGAAAGUGGUUCUCAAACCGUCCAGAGUGGAACCAGAAACAGUUGAAAAAAUCGAACGACGAAGACGUAGACCCAUUCCAGACACACCCGAUUCCAGUGUCACCAGUUCCUCUUCAGCUUCAGCUACAAGUAGCUCUAAGCUAACGGCCGGCAGUGUUAAGCCGACGGUAACGUUUGCAAGCACAUCACAGCCAUCAACCGCAUCCGCCACAUCGAGCUCUCAGACUUCUAAGGAAUCUCAGGGAAGUGAAGCAAGCACCACGACGAAAAGCAUCAUUCGCAGGAGACGUACCGAAGAUUCGGCUGUUCCGUCGCAGUCCACCACUUCUACCACGUCCUCUGCUGGGUCGUCAUCGUCAUCGAAGUUAACCUUAAGCCAGUCGGGCCCAUCCAUAACGUCCUUCCAGCCAAAGAGCUCACGCCCUGCCAGCGAGCCUCAGGUACCCAGUUCCAGCAGCGAUGACGUCAAGUUCCUCAUAUCGAUUAAAGACAAAAAAGCAAAAGCGGACGAUGAUCUGCACUCGAUCACGACCGAAACGACCGAAACGACGGAAGCAACCAUUGUGGACCAUACCGACAUUCGAGAAUUGCAAGAGGAGAACGAAAGCCUUAAGCGCGAGCUGGAAACGGUUAAGGCUCGAGCGGAACGAGCAGAACGGGACAAGAGCGACAUACUGCUGCGGCGACUCGCCUCCAUUGACACCGUGUCGAACAAGACGGCCGCGUCCGAAGCUCUCAAGCUGCAGCAGAAGGUGAAUGAGCAGAAGCAGCUCAUAGAUGAUCUGCAGGACGAGAAAAAGUUCCUUACCACCAAGCUCAAAGAAAUGACCGCCGACAUAAACGUCCGAGGCAGUCGAGGCAUGGAAGAGCAGCUGCGACAAAAGCUGGAACAGGCGGAAACGCUCUGCGAGGAACUAAUGGAUGAGAAUGAAGAAAUCAAACGCGAACUGCGCAACAUGGAGACGGAGAUAGAAGAAAUGCACGACAACUUCCGCGAGGAGCAGGCGGACGAGUAUGCGUCGCUCAAGAAAGAGCUCGACCAGACCACAAAGAACUGUCGAAUAUUGUCGUUUAAGUUGAAGAAAUCGGAUCGCCGCAUUGAGCAACUAGAAUCGGAAAAGGCUGCCCUGGGAGCAAGCGGUGACCUGGCAGCAAAAAUUAAACAACUCGAAGACGAACUGAAGGUGUCGAAUGAGGUGGCCCGUCGCUUGCAAGCGGAGCUGGAAAGCGCUGGACCAGGCUCGACACCCACAUCGCCGACCAAGAAAACUCCGAGCCUUGGCAACAUCGGCAAGUCAACGUCGGCCGAUAGUAAGAUUUCUCGCGCCUCGCUAACACGCGGCGGAUCGCAGGAAGAUCCGGCACAGUUAUUGCGCGAUCUGCAGGACUCACUCGAACGAGAGGCGGAUCUGCGGGAGCAGCUUAAAUACGCCGAGGAAGAGGCGGAAAACCUACGCCGCAAAUCGUCGCGCGUUGAGGAUGAAAAUGACUCUCUGGUGAUGCAGCUGAAAAAGAUGGCUUCGAAGGCGAAAACAAAGAGCAGUAUCUUUACGAAGGCAAGAAAACUUAGCCCAGCACCCACAUCACGCUCCAGCACGGACACUGCCCCCAUCGAAAAGGAUGAAGGAAUAUCCGACGAGGAAGAUCCGGCCGAACUGCGCUUGCAGCUGGAACUGAACGAGCAGGAAAUGGCAGUGCUGCGGCGCAAGAUGGAGGAGUUCGAGCACGAGAACAAACACGCCCGCGAGCAAAUCAAAGAUCUGCAGGAAAACCUGGCCUCCAAAACGAAGGAACUGGGUCGCAAACUUCCCUCGGCGCUUGGUAGCAAGACAGGGGUAAAGGAUCCAUUGGAAGAGAAGAAGAUCACUGUUAUGGAGGAGGAGAUAAGCGAGCUGCGAAAAAAGCUGAUCGAGAAGGAUCGCGAAUUCGAACGCUUGCAGGCGGAGAUGGCACUGGCCAAGUCAAAGGGUGGCAAAUCGUUGUCUAAAGCCAAAUCACUUGACGCUCUCACGGAACAGCAGGCGCAAGACUUGAAGCGGCAGCUGCAGGUGAUCGAGCAGGAAGCGACGGUCUUGCGUGCGAAAACGCAAAGCCUCGAACAGGAUAAUGAAAAGUAUCAGGCAGAGAUCAAGAAGCUUCAGGCCGCACCACCAAAGGCAACCGCAACAGCAGCGGCAGAUAAGAAAAAGCUCACCGAUUCGAUUGAGCAGUUGGAGAAGGAAAAAACCGAGCUAGAGGUACGACUGAAGCGGAUUGUUCAAGAGUCCCUCAGCCAGCUACCGGUGCGUUUGUCCAAGAGCCCGACAGACAUGCACACCAAACUUCAACUGAGGAAAAUGGUCGAAGAAUGUGAAAUGGAGAUCGACGAGCUGCGAGCCUUGGUUGGUAAGGCGGGUGCUUUGAAUAUCACAGCCCUAGCGAAGGAAAAGAAGCAGCUCGAGGCGGAACUGACCGAAACGAAGCAACAGCAGGAGAAACUUACAACGGAGCUAAGCAAACUUAAAAAGGAAACUCUCGAACAGCAAACUUCGAAGCUGAAUGAAGCACAGCGUACUGUGGAAAAAUUAGAAGACGAAAACAGAAAACAAAAUGAAAAGAUUAAAUCGCUAGAAGAUAAAAUCACUAAAAUUAAUACGACAAUGAAAGCUACAGAAUCAAGCAAAACCUUCCUCGAGAUGCAGCUCAAAACGGAAAAAGAGAAACACACCAAUGCCGAGCGGGAUCUUGAAAAGCUGCGCAAGGAAAAGUCCAAGCUGGACAAUCGCAUCAGCGAUUUGGAGAAGGAGCUUCAGCUGUCGAAGAAAAAUGCCGAGCUCAUCAAGGAAAGUCUGGAGCGGGAAAUGGCGGCACUGAAGAGUAAAUCUUCUACCGGUGCAGACGAUAGCGAAGCGACGAAGCUACUGCAGGAUUUGAAAAAACAAAAUGAAGAGCUAACGUCGGAGAUUCAUCAGCAGAGCAGAAAGUUCGAAGAGUUGCUUCAGAAACAUGAAACCAUGGAAGAGGAUCAUCUUGUCGUUAAAGCACAGCUAGCAUCGGAACGUGAAAAGGCACAGGAAGUUGAUAAGCUGAAGAACAAGCUGCUCCAGGCGGAAGCCAUCGAGUCAAGGCUGGUUAAGGAAAAUACUAACAUGAGCCGCCGGUUGGUGGAGGUGCAGAAAAAGCUAACCGCCGCCGAGACUAACAACGACAACCGGUACGCGGGAAUAGAGCUGGAGAAGAACCGUUUGAAGACGGCACUGGAGGACAAGCAGCACGAUUACGAGAAGCUGACCAAAGAAAGCGAAAUGAACGCGUAUCAAGUGAAUCAGCUAAAAAAAGACAACGAAGAUCUACGCGGAAAGCUGGAUGACUAUGAACGCAUUAACAAGGCUCAGCGUACCCUGAGCGAACAUAACGCUCAUUUGGAGCAGGAGCUGAAGAGUGUCUACACAAAAUUGGAAGCGUCCGAGUUGAAUGUGAAGUCGGAAGUAGCUGCCACGCGCUUACGCUACGAGCAACAGGUGACCAACUUGCACAACGAGCUGACGGCUAUGCAGCGUCAGUGUGAACGGUUUAAGCGCGAUCGUGACACUUUCAAGCAGCUGGUUGAGGCCGCCCAGAAGCAAAUCGGAGAUAUGAAGGCGAACCGGCGCAGUCUAGCAUCCGUUACGAGCAGCAGCGGCGAUGAUGACGAUAAGACGAAGAUCGUGGCGCUCGAGCAGCAGAUCGGUUGCCUCGAGGAUGAACUUAGCGAGGCCCGGCUCGAAGCCAGCAAGGUGCGCACCGAGCUGGUGUCCGAGCUGAGUGCGUCCGAGAUCAAGAUCUCGGAGAUGCAAUCGAAGAUCAACGAGCUGGAGGAGGAGAAAAUUAUGGGCAGCGGCAAGUCGAAAGUGCCCGGCACCAAGACACGACUCGAGCUGUCCUGGCAGAAGGAGCGCGAGGAGCUGCAACGGUUAGUGCAGGAAACGUCGACGCUGGCACGCGACCUGCGCCAAACGCUGUACGAGGUGGAGCGCGAACGGGACAAGGAGAAGCUCGAAUCGAAGCGCAAGAUCGAACAAAUCAAAAAGACAACCGAGGAAGAGAUCGAGGAGGGUCGCCGAAAGGUGACCGAGUUGCAGAGCGAUCUGCUGGAGCUGCGCGAUGCGCACGCGAAAUUGCGCACGGCCAACGAAAAGUUGCGACGCGAUCGCGAUCGCUACGAGCGCGAGCGGGCCGAUGCCACACGAAAGAGGCUGGAAGCGGAGGGCGACCGACGGAUAGGGGCACUGCUGCAAACGGUCGACGAGCUGGUGAAGCUGGCGCCGGAACUACAGAAGGUUGCACCCAAGGAUUCCCACACGACAAGCACUGGAAAGACCAUCACAGCUAAUGCACCCAUUCCAACACCGCCCAUGCGCCACAAGAGUCCAUCGCCGGGACCUGGAGCCACAGCACAGCCACAGCAGUCGAUUUCUACAGUAUUAGCUAGGCUGGCCGAUGCAUCCGAAGAUCUGAGACGCUACCAGCGUAUGUGCGAUGAGGAAAAAGACAGAGAACGGGCACGUCGCGGUGGAAUGCGGCGGGCUGCAUCGCAAGAAAAUGAUGCGAUGCAUGAUAAUUCACCAGGGCGGCCGGUGCUCAGGGUGAAUCGAAACGGUGGCAGCCUGCACAGAAAGAGUCUUUCGUUGGAUCAAUCGAUGCAGGCUGAACAGCAGGGGCUUAUCUGGAGAGAAGGUGACGAUAGCAUGUCGUCGCUGCAAUCGAUCGACUCCGACUACGGCAUGAUGCGCCGUGAUUCCAGCCUAGACUCGCGCCUAUCGACCGGUUCGACCCAAAGUGAUAUGCCUCGCAUGCGAAAGAAGAAGCGCGGCCUGAUGGGUAAACUGCGCAGCUUAAGUCUCACCCGUAGCAAAGGAACCGAAAGCGACUAUUCUCAUCAAGGAUCAGACUCCGAUCUCAGUCUAGCUGGUGAUGUUCGGUCGAGCAAAACCAAUCUGAAGGGAAAACUAUCGGGAAUGUUCCGUCGAGCCGGUUCUUCCUCGCGCACCAACAGUGCCGAAGCAAUCGAUCGCGAAAUUCAACGCCCGGUCGCUAUCCAGACGCUCGGCAAUGGUCCGACAGCGGCAGCUGCGCCUCCGCAACGGCCAGUUUCUGCUAGCACACCGCAUUUAGCUAGAGCCGCUAAACCUCCAACACCGUCGAUGGUAUCAACGCAAAGAAAACGGCUAAGCGCCAAUCUUCCACCUACGGGCCAAUCGUCCGGCGGAGGAUAGUAAGGAAGAAGUUGAUGUUGACCAGACCAAGGAAGGCGGAUAUGUGUUGUAGCUUGUUUAGGACAAUCAACUCACGACGAAUUGUUUGUCGAUCUCUCCAAAACCGUAUCCGUGUUAACACACACCUCAAGCUCAAGCAGCCCCAAAGCUUGGCCUACGUUUACAGACAGUGAAGUGCACUUUUCUUUAAUUGUUCAUCGUGAUAAUGUUGAUGUAGCGAAUGAAACAACCGAGAGCAAUCGUUAAAUAAAUAUGUUCCACUUACCGUUUA
Molecule: messenger RNA, 7128 nt
Organism: Anopheles stephensi (Asian malaria mosquito)
Lineage: Eukaryota; Metazoa; Arthropoda; Insecta; Diptera; Culicidae
Product: titin homolog
Exons: 18
Coding region: 927-6857 (1976 amino acids)
Biological process (GO): regulation of autophagy
Source: RefSeq, a predicted model, not a curated record